AUGAAGUUCUCAACAUCAGGCUUGGUCCUCCUGGCAUUGGCUAGCUCAGCGUUGUCUGCGAAGAGUCGUGGCCCCGAAUGCUCAUGUUGUACUGCCCUGGCUUCAGAUGAUAGCCUCAGAGGCAAGGUGUUUGGCAAAGACAGUGCUGUUUACGACGCACGCUUGAAGUCUUAUUACUCUGCCAACGCGGCGCAGGAGGCCUGGUGUAUGGUUCUUCCUGAGGGCACUCAAGAUGUCUCAGCGAUUGCCAAGAUCAUCUCAAAACAUGAGUGCCCCUUCGGUAUCCGCAGCGGCGCACACUCUGCCUGGAAGGGCUCCAACGGCGUCAAGAGCGGUGUCACGAUCGAUUUCGGCUACAUGAACGCCACGACGUACGACGCAGACAGCAAGGUAGCCUCAAUAUGCCCCGGAUCCAAUUGGGGUGAGGUCUACAAGGCUCUUGACCCCUACGGUGUUACUACCGUUGGGGGCAGAGCAUCAGUCGUCGGCGUUGGUGGCUUCGUCACGGGCGGUGGUUACUCUUUCCACACUAACUCUCGCGGCUUUUCGUGUGACCAGGUCACCAACUUUGAGAUUGUGUUGGCUGACGGUACCAUUGUCAACGCCAAUGAGCACGAGAACGCCGAUCUGUGGAAGGCCCAGAAGGGAGGCUCUGGUAACUUCGGCUUCGUUACCAGGAUUGACCAACGUGUUGUUGAGUCGACCCAGAUGUGGGGUGGAUUCUUCACCUACAACCAGACCAAGAGAGAUGCUGUUUUCAACGCCUACAUGAACUUCGCGAACCACAUGGGCGAGGAUCUUGCCAGCCAAAACAUCGUUGCGCUGUACUACGACAAGACUGGCUACACCCUCCGCUCCAUUCUCAGCAAUGUCGAUGCCGACCCCGAGGCCCCUGCCUUCAGCGAAUACUUCGCUAUUCCCAACAUCUCUACCACUGCUUCCGUUGGUGCCGUUUCUGAUCUAGUCCCCCAAUUCACCGGCCCUACACCACUUGGUCUCUACGCCAACUGGUUCGUCGGUCAGACCACUCACGAUAUCCGCAUGCUCAAGUUUAUCGACGAUAAGCUGAAGGAGUACUCGCCUAAGAUGAAGGCCGCCGCCCCCGACUCCGACUUUAAUACUCUCAUCCAGUUCCAGCCCGUCACCCAGUCAAUCGUCCAGCACAGCGCCCAGUCUGGUGGCAACGUUCUCGGCCUCGAGGAUGUCGUCGCCGACGGCCCCACUCUCAUGUGGCUCAUCGCCCUGACUGUCGACACCGAGGCCAACCAGGAAAUCCUCCUUCCAUACAUCCUCAAGUUCCGCAUGGAGAUCGACAACUACGCCAAGGAUCUCGGUCUCUACAAGGACUGGAAGUACACAAACUACGCCUGGGGUGACCAAGACCCUCUCGCCACCCACGGAUACAAGAACUUCGACUUCAUGAGCGAGGUUGCUGAGCAAUACGACCCCGAAGGCGUGUUCCAGAACCUCCGCAGAACCGGCUUCAAGCUGGCAUAA
This is a messenger RNA of Colletotrichum chrysophilum, 1497 nucleotides long. RefSeq lists its product as uncharacterized. Gene Ontology annotation, molecular function: FAD binding. The record is from RefSeq and is a predicted model, not a curated record. Lineage: Eukaryota; Fungi; Ascomycota; Sordariomycetes; Glomerellales; Glomerellaceae. The transcript has 5 exons. Bases 1 to 1497 code for a protein of 498 amino acids.